UGUGUGUUUGGAACCAUAUCGCGUUUAAAGUCCAAAGAUCUAAUGAGCACAGUUCUUUACCUUUGAUUCGCGUUCAUGUUUCAGUUUGGAAAGACAGGUUCUCAUCGGAGCAACGCUAUUCAGAAGUCAGAGACACACAUAGCUCGUGAGAGUGAGCACAUAAUUCUUGAGUAUUCCUCUGAGUAAUAUUCGCAGUAACUUCUUCAAUGCACGUUUACCCGCUUUGUCCCUGCAGCCUACGGGAACCUGGCUUCCCCCGCCAGGGGUUUCUCUUCUGCGUAUAAAUGGCUCAAUUGCCACAGACCGUCGCGCCGCAGUUACACAUAGCUGGUGCCACGGGAUUCGAAACGAAGGGGAAAGGAUCGAAGCAAAAGCAGCAGCAGCAGGAGAUUGCUCGGGAGGACCUAUCGGUUGAGAUGGCAACCUGGGCCGAUGACUCGGAAGAUGUCACAGCCCCCCUCAUCGUCGCUGAGUCAGCAAGCAACGAGGCAACGUCUGGGGAUCCAGUGUUUACCGUAGAAGACGCUAUCGAGCAUGUCGGAUUCGGCAAGUAUCAGUUAAUUCUGGGAAUAUACGUUGGUCUGACUUGGGUCGCAGAUGCAGCUGAGAUGAUUCUCCUUUCGUUUAUCGGUCCUGCGGCUCAGUGCGAAUGGCAACUGUCGCCAAGCCAAGAAGGCGCAGUGUCUAGUGCUGUUUUUGCUGGAGUAUUCGUGGGCGCUUAUGCUUGGGGUCUUCUAGCAGAUACAAGAGGUCGUCGAGUCGCAGUAUUAACAACAGCAGUUUUCACCUCUGUAUUUGGAGUUUUGAGCGCAUUGUCUCCAUCAUUUUUGUGGCUUUUGAUUUCACGAGCACUGGUUGGCUUUGGACUCGGUGGUACAGUUGUUGUAUACGCUCUUCUCAUGGAAUUCCUACCAGUGAAACGUAGGGGCUUCUGGCUCGUCUCCAUUCACAUUUGCUGGACUGUUGGUUCGAUUGCCGAGGCACUCCUAGCUUGGUUGAUCAUCCCCCGCACAAACUGGCGGUGGUUAGUGGGAGUUUCUGCUCUACCAUUCGUAUUUCUUCUCCUGUUUUAUCCGUUGGUACCUGAGUCACCCAGAUAUCUGAUGGUGAAGGGAGAUGUUGAGGGUACAAUGCAAGCCUUGAGGAAAAUUUCGAAAGCCAACCGGAAAUCCUUACCUGCGGGGAGGCUCAUUCCCAGUCUUCCACUUGGCGGGACACUAACUAGAAAAGUGGAAACACUCAGCAGCGAAGUGAGAGACGAGCAGAAGGUAUCUCUGGAAGAGGUGGAGAAAGGUGAUGUGGGAGUGAUUGGAAAGCCUGAAGUGCCAAAAGAGUUGGGAAUGAUAGAAACAAUACAACGCUUGUUCUCACCAGAACUCAGACGCACGACUCUACUGCUGUGGUUUCUCUACUUCGCGAAUUCUCUUGUAUACUAUGGACUCGUCCUUUUGACAACACAACUAGACAUAAAAGAUGGAAAAUCUCACCGCUGCGACGAUCCUUCUCCUUCCAAGAAAGCAGAAAAUAUUUGCCACGAUGGAAAACCCCUCUACGAUGACACACAGUACAGGACAGGGCUUAUCUCCUCUAUAGCUGAGGUUCCGGGUGUGAUUGUGGCUUGUCUCGUGGUUGAUCACUUCGGUCGGAAGAUGAGUCUCGCCGGUCUUUUGGUUGCAUGUGGAGCAUUCAUGAUACCACUCGUUUCUCCCUUGUCCGAGAUGGCCACAAAUUUCUUCUUGUUUGGAGCAAGGAGUUGCAGCAUGGGAGCAUUCUCAGUCUUGUGGGCGUACGCCCCUGAACUCUAUUACACUCAAGUCAGAUCGACGGGAGUUGGAGCAGCCAACUCUAAUGGGCGACUAGGUGGCAUUGUUUGUCCAUAUGUUGCCGUUGCACUCAUUGAAAGCUGUCAAAGGAUGAAGUCGAUUUUUCUCUUCGCUUUCUUCGCAAUGCUGGCUGGAGUGGCAACGUUUUUCUUUCCCAGGGAAAACAAGAUGAGGAAGACACCAGACUAAUUGUAGCUUCAACGAAACCAAGCUGUACACUAUAGACCUGCUUCUCAAUUAACUAAUUGAAACAGAAGCUAGCGCAUAUGCAGGGCACCUCAAAAAGCAGAUAUGUUGAUUAUUCGAACGACCUGCUUCAUACUCCACCUUCAAACGUCUGCUUGAAGAGUUGAAAGCUCUAGUUUUGAGAAGCGGAACGUGAUUUAGCGUAGAAUGUAAAUCGUUUCAACAUCGAUGUUUCGUCGUGCUAAACUUAUCAAUACACUGAUGUUUAAGAAGCUGUAGAGAAAAAACCAAGACGAGCACACAUCAAUAUUGUCGCACAUGCUCUAUAAUGACACAAAGUUUAAAGAACACGUGGAAUCUUCCUUAAAUGCUCUUUACUCGAUUCAAAUCCACCCUGUACCUUGUACUCUGAAGUACUAAAACUACACACCUUUUGCUAAUAACGGUUUCAAUCCUUCGCAACCCACUGACUAGGGUUGGCACUAAGAAGAGAGAGGUUCGAACCUGUAAAAGAUGUGGCUCGUAAUUGAAAUAUCU
Molecule: messenger RNA, 2546 nt
Organism: Marchantia polymorpha subsp. ruderalis
Lineage: Eukaryota; Viridiplantae; Streptophyta; Marchantiopsida; Marchantiales; Marchantiaceae
Source: the annotation of a GenBank genome assembly